CCAGUUCAUCCCUCCAGUCUAUUUUCUAUUCCUUUCCAUCUUCCUCCCGAAAACCAAUAGCAGAAAUCAUGAUAGUUCGUCCAAGAAAAAGAAAAACAGAAAACAUUCUGUUAUACAAAACCACACACCAUAACAUAGGAGGAUCAUAUCCUCUCCUCCUCUCCUCCUCUCCUCCUCUCCCUUUCCUUCUAGAAGUCACUCAAAUCCAGAGAGAGAGAGAGAGGAUAAUAUGUUUCAGAAGAUAACAAUUGAAGGUGAUAAUCCAUGUCCCCUCUAUUCUCCUUCAUUUUUCAAUACAUAAUACAUCAAAACAGAGGAGAACAGAGACAAACAGAGCAACCCCAUUUGAAUUCAAUGCAAUCAUCAUUCACAUUCUCUCAAAACCUCAUAGGGUUGUUUGUAAUAUUUAUUUUAAUUCUCUUUCCCUUUUCAUCCGCCGAUCGCAAGUCCGAAACCAGCCUUAUCUGCGGCUCUUCUAAGCACAUUGACAAUUCCUACGUACCAAACAUUGUGAAAGUCAUGGAUUCUCUCCAAAAACAGGUCGGUUCUCGGAACUGGGGAUGCGGUUUCAUCACCUCCCCAUUGCUUCAGAUAUAUGGAUUAGCCCAAUGUCAUGAUGAUCUUUCUAGUCUUGAUUGCAAAAUCUGUUUUUUCCAAGGCAGAGUCAAACUCCCACGUUGUCUCCCUGCCACUUCUGCUCGAAUCUAUCUUAAUGGUUGUUUUAUUCGUUACGAUAACUAUAACUUCUUUCAUGAAGCCAUUGAUCCCAUGAAUGAUGCUGUGGUAUGUGGUGAGCCAACAAAUGCUUUGACAGAUAGCUUUUUGCACAUGGAGUUCAAGCAACGCUUGGCAGCAGCGAUACAGAAUGUCACUGCAAUGGCACUUGGGAAUGGAACAUUUGCAGCUGCGGAGGCAAAGGGAAGAGUUUUUUCCGUUUAUGCUUUGGCACAAUGUUGGAAUACGCUUGAUAAGGAUGAGUGUAGAAAGUGCCUGGCGAAAGCAGGCUCAAAAUUAAGUCAAUGUGCUCCUGGCUCGGGGGGCAGUGCCUUUUUUGCUGGUUGUUACAUGAAAUAUUCUACACGGCAUUUUUUUAAGAAAUCCGUGGAAUCAAAAGCUCGUUAUGACAACACUGGAAUCAUAGUUGCAGUUACUUUAUCGACAGUUGUGGUCGUCGUGCUAGCUUCUUUUGGUGCUUUUAUAGGGUAUGAGAGAUUGUCAAAUAGGAAAGGAGGUGAAAUUGCAACCAAAAAACUAUAUGUCCUUGAUGAGCUAUCAAUUUCAAAUUUAUCCAUUUCUAACUUGUUCUGCUCUUUCUUAUCCCUAGACAAAACCAAUCUCCGCCUUUCACCCAACUCUAGUUUAAAUUUCACUUAUGAGGUGCUUGAGAAGUCAACUGAGUGUUUUGAUGACUCGAGGAAAUUGGGCCAAGGAGGAGCUGGUUCUGUUUUUAAAGGAACUCUCCCAGAUGGAAGAACGGUUGCAGUUAAGAGAUUGGUCUAUAGUACAAGGCAAUGGGUUGACCAGUUCUUCAAUGAAGUUAACUUGAUCAGUGGUAUUCAACACAAAAACCUUGUCAUCCUUUUGGGUUGCAGCAUUGAAGGCCCUGAGAGUCUUCUUGUUUAUGAAUAUGUACCUAACAGGAGCCUUGAUCAGAUUCUUUUCAUUAAGAACACAUUACAUAUUCUCAACUGGCAGCAGCGGUUUAAUAUUAUCCUAGGAACAGCCCGAGGACUUGCAUAUCUACAUGGAGGUUGUGGAGUGACUAUCAUUCAUAGAGAUAUCAAAACUAGCAACAUUCUUCUUGACGAGAAGCUUACUCCAAAGAUUGCUGAUUUUGGACUUGCACGUUGUGUUGCCACUGACAACACCCAUAUUAGCACUGGCAUUGCAGGAACGUUGGGAUAUAUGGCUCCUGAAUAUCUUGUUCGAGGGCAGCUAACAGAGAAAGUUGAUGUUUAUGGUUUCGGGGUUCUACUUCUUGAGAUUGCAACUGGUAAAAAGAACAGUGUAUUCUCACAGGGAUCAAGUUCAAUUCUGCAUUCUGUUUGGAAGCAUUACAAAGCUAAUACAAUUACAGACAUGGUUGAUCCUGGCUUAAGAGGUAUGUUUUCCCAGAAACAGGCAGAAAAGGUGCUUCAAAUAGGACUUCUAUGCACACAAGCUUCUUCAAGGCUAAGACCGUCCAUGAAUGAAGUAGUACAGAUGCUCACCGAUGCCCAAUGUGAAAUUCCCUCUCCAAAGCAACCUCCAUUCCUGAAUGCUAGCGUUCUUAGUCCAGAUGGCGGUGCAGACAGUUGCAUCACGGAAGUAUCGCUUACAUGUAAUUCAGUGGUAAAUCAGCAAACAACCUCUCAUGAAGCACUCUUGGGUGACCCCUCCAAAUUCAGACGCUACAGAUAGUCCCAGAUAAAGAAAUUCUUCAACACUUGAACAACCUGAGACAACGUAGAUCCUGUCAAAUACUCUUCACAAGUCAUUGGGAAAAUAUGCACCAUUUUGUAUCAAAGAUACGCAGCAGAUCAAGAACCACCUCAAUUCUCUAGCAAGAACGUGAAGUGGGUUCAGUGAGAUUCCAUCGGGAUCCUACUAGUAAUUUUAUUCUUUAGACUCCCUGAGAAGUGCUAGCAAAAUGAGAUGUGAUUUGGAGUUGAGGACAUGGAAGUUGGAAAACUUUGUCCAUAUGAAAUGGAUAGACAAUAUUGAAAAAUAUAGUGUAGAUGCUGCUUUUUGUGAACAAGAGCAGUAGUUAUGAAUCAUGCAGACCAUUCCCAUGAAGGUGGUGAGGAGAGGGCCCCGAUUGAUAGAAAAGAACCUGCAAGGGGGUUAUCUUGCUCUUGGAAGAAAAAUAUUUUGAAUAGAAGAGAGGAUAGAGAUAGGUUUUUAUUUUUUUUCAACAAAACCUCUUGUAAUCUUGGGUCUUCUCUUUCCCCCAUUGAUAAUAUGUCAUAUGCAAGCACACAGAAAACCUUCAUACUCAUUUUGUUUUC
This is a messenger RNA of Populus trichocarpa (black cottonwood), 2987 nucleotides long. Its product is annotated as cysteine-rich receptor-like protein kinase 1. Gene Ontology annotation, molecular function: ATP binding; protein kinase activity. NCBI's taxonomy places the organism in Eukaryota, Viridiplantae, Streptophyta, Magnoliopsida, Malpighiales, Salicaceae. The transcript has 5 exons. Bases 265 to 2400 code for a protein of 711 amino acids. The record is from RefSeq and is a predicted model, not a curated record. Gene Ontology annotation, biological process: protein phosphorylation.